AGCACCAAAAGGCAAAGGGGUCAAAAACAAUGACUUUGACACAGCUUAAUCAAUCCCUUCACUUGCCAAUUAUUGCCUCUAGUCUGAAAUAGCAAACGGACUGAGGUUGUCUGGUCCAGCCACGGAAAUCAAAGCUCGUCAGGGGAUAGGAAUCGGCUACUACCGCUACGACGUCAUUUUCUGAUCAUAAUCUUCCCCCCCCAAACCGUCCACCCAAACCCCCAAAACCAACACCACGACGCCAGUAAUUAUUGCCAGAACCGACCACGACCCAGCACGACCGAUCUCUUGCACCACAACAGUGUCAUCGUCUCCUCAGAACAGAAUUCUGGAGGUCGCUACGGAACUGGGUGGAUUCCAGGUCCAGGCAUGCCGCCACCAAAAUCGACUUUGGACAAACAAUCUUCCACUCAUCGACAUCCAGGCAAUUCUGGCAGAUCCAGUAACGAAAAAGUGACAUCCAAGCCAAAAUAUGGUCUAAAGAAAUCUCUACCGACCGGCAGAACCAAGAACUCCAUAUCUGAAUCGAUGCCGGACGCGCCAGCCUCAUUGGGUCACCCAGGACCCCCUCAUGAACCAUGGGAGAAGGGGAAAGGAAAUAGUGAAGGAAAAAAGAGAGAGGAAAGAGGCGCCAUGGAAUCGACCGUACCGAGCGACCGCGCCGACGAGUUUGACUCGGCAGCAUCGGAAGACACCGUGGAGGAGAGUACUGAGGGAAACACAGGAAGCGCCAAUACAAAAGCAGGCUCGGCCGAGGAGUUGGAGCGGUUACGAGCAGCUGUAAAUGCGCAAAUUCGCUUUUCCCAGCAGAGAGAUGCUUCAUUACGGAGGCCAGGAUUACGCGAUGAUGGUAAAGCGUCGACAGCUGGAAAGUCUCGAGUCUCGCCAAUCCAUGAAGAAGCGAUCUCGCCGUCGUUGGAAGAUGCUUUUGCCAGUCCUGUGGUACCGGGCCCAGAGACUACUUCCACAGAAUCAGCAGCCACUGUGCGAGGAGGGAUUACGCCUGGUCCGUCCAGCAUACGUACACCAUCAUACCCAUUCCCACCCAUGAGGAGAAAUACCAGCUAUAACACUAGCUACAGCAGUCACAGGCCAUUUACUGCUUUAUCUCCCACUGUCAAUCCAGUGAACUAUUCCGGCGGCACUUUUGAUUCAGCUUCCUUCGAUCGGGUACAGUCUGGAUCCGUGACUCCAGCUUCAACUUUGAACUUCAAACCACGCGGGGCACCUCAACAACAAGAAGUUACCAUUUUCGAAAGCCCAAAUCUGUAUAAUUUGAGUUUGAUGCUCAUGUCAGAGCCAGGUUUGGAUUCAUGGUGGACCACAGUCUCUCAGAUUAUGCGAGACUUAUACAAAGCUGAUCGUGUCACGUUGACCAUACCAGCAGAUCCCACUGAUGUGGAGAAUGUACCGUGGGCACAGAAGGCCACAUUCAAUGCUACAGACGAGGACGAAUUGAGUUUGACAUACCUUCCACGAGGAAGUAGUUUGCAGCCAAGCACCACAAAUGAACCCUUCAACAAUGAGGAGGACUCGCCAUUGUCACCAUGGCAGCCUUCCAGCUCAUCACGACCAACUCUUGAGAGCCGACACUCCUUUACUGCGUAUGAAGACACCAAGCGUGAAUCCCCAGCAAAUCUUGACCCAGUCAGAGCCACAGCUGACCGUCCUUCGAUGAUGAACCGAGCACAAAGUUAUGUUUCCUUUCGCUCGAACAAACCACCACGUAGCGAAACUCUUCAGCAGGCUGAGCUAAGUUUGCAAUCUCUUCAACACCACUUGGAGUUUGAAGAGUCCAAAUCUCCCGUCAGUUGGGAAAACCUGGGAGAAGCUCAACAAGAAGUCCGAGGACGUGUAUUUCCCGUGCUUCAAGCUUUGGACUUUGAGGCGGAUCCAUUAAUAGACAACACUGGUGUCAUGCGAGUCUUGGACCGUGAAGCAGUAGUAGUCUUGACGCGUGACUACCCAUAUGCAGACAGAUCAGACCAAGUAGACGAGGCAAGCAGUGGGAGUGGAAGUAAAAUCUCGCAACGCAGUGCUAAGAAAGAAUCGCCAACGGAGAAGAGCAAAAAAGGCAAGACGCCAGAUCUCAGUACACGCAUUCAGUCCUUUCUCGGCAGCAAGAGUAAGCAUACACGACAACCAAGUCGCGAGCCUACUUCGGCCAUCAAAUAUGACGAAUACGAGCAAGGGCCACCUUCUCCCUGGUCUCAAUCACCCGCUCCGUCGCCCGCUGUUCGCAACGAGACGGAGGAAAACCCGUUCUUCGCCAGUCACCCUGUGGAUGAAGAGAGCUUUGAUACUAACCAAGCGCCGAAUGACUACUCGCGGUCCUCGCAAGUCGAGGCGAUUGGAGUGGAUAGGUCGUGGACCGUAUUGCAUGUCCCCUUGAUGCACCCUCUGCUUUCAAAGGCCGUUCAUGCCUUCCGUCUAGACACAGCAGCGUUGGAAUCCAAGGUAGGCGGCCAUGAUAGGCGUGGCUCCAAAGCGGCAAAGCCCAAAGAAAGCGAGGCCGCAAAUGAGAGACGUACUCCCGUUGCCAUUCUCUCUCUCCUCAGUCCAGUUAUACCGUAUCCGUCCAAUCUGCGCAAUUCACUCGAAUAUCUGGCUCCUCACCUGGCAUCUUCAUACUCGCUUUGUCGACACCACACCAAUUUGCAGACAGAGAUUGCCGGAUUGUCCCGGAAGGGCCCUCGACAGGCUGGGUUUGGCGCUGUUGUUCCCAUCGACCGACAGUUUCUUGAACCGCAUUCUUCUUCGUCUCUCGAAGACGUAGCCGUUCAAAGAUCCAGUGGAGGUAGUAUCACGAGUCCAAGUGACUACUCUGGAGUUUCGAGAAGUACUGCUGGUUCUCCCGCUGUUACUCCGGGUUGGGACCCAACUAGUGCUGGGCUAAGUCGUGACAAGCGAUUGAGCGCGAGCAGUCCCAGCUACCCGGGCGCUGGUGGUGAGAGCUAUUUUGCUCUACGGUCCAAUCCAUCGCUAGUCAGGCUGGAGACGGGCUCUGCAACCCAAGUGACUGGGGCCCGACGUUCAUCCAAAGAUCACUCUCCAGUAGAAUCUAGGUCACACCAUGGCAGUUGGAACUCAAUAGAUAAACGACAUCUACCCGAUACUGUGGAUUCUGAUCUUCAUGGUGAAGCCACUGCGGGUAAACCUGAGAGCGAUGAUUCUGGACCUCCUGCCACGGCAAAGAAUGAUCGCUCUAGUCGAGAUCCUUCUGCGGGUGGUGGUGGUGGUGGUGAAAUAAGAGAUCUAAGUCCCCCUCGUCAACACGAUACUCCUCUAUCGCCUAGACGCCAGGCAAUGCGUACGGCUUCUCACCAAGGGACCACCAAAGAGCGUGCGCACACCCAACUUCAUUCUUAUGGAGCUGACUUCAGCGCUACUUUCCAAUCAAUACCACCGACAUCUGGAACACUCACGCGAACUUCAACUGGUAACUGGGGACCUCCCCCACGUUCCAAUUCGAUUGCUCCUCUGCCAACCGAAAUGCCGCCUCCUUCUGAUAGAGUAAAGGGAUUGAUGCUUGAUUCACUCCCUGCUCACGUAUUUGUAGCCAUGCCGCCUUCAGGUGAAAUAGUGUGGGUAAAUAACCGAUAUUUGACUUAUCGUGGUCAGACUGUUCAAGAUCUUUAUCAAGAUCCUUGGGCAAGUAUCCACCCUGAGGAACGUGAAGAAUACUUGAAAGCAUGGGGCCAUGCUAUUCGAUCCGGUGAACAGUUCUCCAAACAGGUUCGAAUCAGAAGAUUUGACGGAAACUAUCGUUGGUUCUAUACCCGUGCCGUUGGGCACCGCGACCACCGAGGCGUUAUUGUACAGUGGUAUGGCACGCAUAUGGAUAUUCAUGAUCAGCAUCUGGCCGAAGUCAAGGCAGCUCGCCAGGAAGAAAUCGAAGCUUCCGAAGCUAAGCAUCGCCAACUAGCCAACCUUAUUCCUCAAAUUACAUUCGCGGCCACAGAAGAUGAUGGAAUUACAUUUGCAAACGAACAGUGGUUAUCUUACACAGGUCAAAGCUUCGAAGAUGCUUUGGGACUUGGUUUCAUGGACUGUAUCCACCCGGAAGAUCUUGCCAAAUGUCAUGUCCCCCAUCAAGCGCCUAAUCCAACACAUCUUACCUCACGAAACAAGCCAGCUGAACCGACUCGGAUGCCAUCCGAUACCUCAUCGAAUACAAAGGGAUCCUCCAAGUCGUCCGGAUGCUCCAUGCAAUCAGAUGCACCAACGGAAACGACUGUCAAAGGAAAACAUCAGUCAUUGUCAAGACAUAAUAGUUCCAGCAGCGAAUCCAUGUACGAGUUUCCUGUCUCGGACCUAUCGGAGUUGGCGAAAGCGGGUGUUAUCAAAGUAACAUCAGAUAGUGACGGCAGACUUUCUUACGAGACCGAAGUUAGACUGAAAUCCAAAGGUGGUGUCUAUCGUUGGCAUCUUGUUCGCUGUGUUGAGGUUGAGAAUAUCGCUCUUGGUAGUGGAGACGGCUCUUGGUUUGGAGCUUGCACUGACAUUCAUGACCACAAACUUCUCGAGAAAACAUUAAAGGAAACCAUGGAUGUCAAAACGCGAUUUCUAAGCAACAUGUCUCACGAGAUUCGAACGCCUUUGAUUGGUAUUUCUGGAAUGGUUAAUUUUCUUCAAGAUACGCCUCUUACUGACGAGCAAGCGGAUUACUCAAACACCAUCAAGUCAAGCGCGGACAGUCUGCUCAAUAUCAUCAACGAUAUUUUGGACCUUUCAAAGGUAGACGCUGGAAUGAUGAAACUUUCCCAUCAAUGGUUCCACACACGUUCCCUGGUUGAGGAAGUGAAUGAGAUCCUGUGCUCUUUAGCAAUUACCAAAAGAAUUGAGUUGAACUACGUCGUCGAUGCUGAUGUGCCGGAGAUGGUCAAGGGAGACAAGUUCCGCAUCAGACAAGUUCUCUUGAAUAUUGUUGGCAACGCCAUCAAGUUCACCAGUGUUGGUGAAGUCUUUAGUCGCUGUAGACUUGUAAAGGACUCUUCCGUUGGAGAAAAUGAGGUCAUGUUGGAACACGAAAUCACUGAUACGGGCAGUGGUUUUACUCAAGAAGAGGCGGAGAUGAUAUUCAAACCUUUCAGUCAGAUUGAUGGAAGCAGCACUCGCACUCACGGUGGAACUGGUCUUGGGUUGGUCAUAUCAAGGCAACUUGUGGAACUUCAUGGAGGCAAAAUGGAAGGCAGUGCUAUUCCCGGCAAAGGAUCUACUUUCACAUUCACAGCAAAAUUUGCCUUGCCAACGGACGAAGAUCAUCCCAACAUGCCUGCACCCACACCUCAACCUAGGGAGCUCUACAAAGGCGUGUCCGAUUCGUCUACGGGCUCAUCGCUGGCAAGUAGACCUAGGGUUGCUCGCAUUCCUAGUAAUGAAGUGCUCAAACCAGCGCUCACCGCUCAGAUUGUCCAAUCUCCCCAGUCAGUGACUCCCAAGACGGAAUCCAGUAUUGGAUCCCCCGUCGCUUCUUCGGGUAGCUCAGUGCCGUCAUUGCAUUCAACACGUUCACAUGCAACCCAAAAAACCUCAACAUCAUCCCUGGGACCAAAUCUAGCACAUUUCAGUCGUGCAGCCAUGGCGGGUUCUCCGGACCCAAAUCAAAUGAAACUUGCCCUUCCAGAUAGGCAGAGCUCGGCCUCUAGAUCUGUAACGGGUGCAGCAACAGAAUCUGACAAUCUUCCCUCAUCUCCUGCGCUGAAGCAUUUCCGGCCACCGAUGUAUUCGAUCCUAAUCAUUUGUCCUCAAACGCAUAGCCGUGAAGCUACCACGCAGCACAUCGAAAUGACAUUGCCAAAAGAUGUGCCUCAUCAAAUCACAGCUCUGGCCAGUGUCGAAGAAGCUCAAAAUUUGAUCAGCGGGGAAGAUUCUGUCAUUUUCACUCACACAGUCCUGAACCUUCCUUCAAAGGAAGAAGUGGUUGCGUUGAUUGAUAAGACCAAUGGCUCAAGCUCACUACCGCAUACGUCGAUUGUCGUUCUUUCUGAUCCUGUUCAGCGCCAGGAAAUCAUCAAGAUGGCAAAGGAUUACGAUUUCGAUCAACUAGCGAAGGAUCUUAAGGUGACUUUCGUCUUCAAGCCAGUGAAGCCAAGUCGUUUUGCUGUCAUCUUUGAUCCAGAAAAGGAGCGAGAUCUUAGCACGGAUCGCAACCGCUCUUCUGCUCAGCAGCAAGUUGCAGACCAAAAGCAGAGCUAUCUUGAUGUCACAAAGCGUCUUGGUAAUAGAGGUUUGAAGGUUCUUUUGGUUGAAGACAAUCUGGUCAAUCAAAAGGUUUUGCUCAAGUUCUUGAGUAAAGUGGGUGUCGAGGUUGAACUUGCUUUUGACGGUGUAGAAUGCACUAAGAAAGUCUUUGCCCACGACCAUUCCUUCUACUCUCUCAUUCUUGUAAGCUUUCUAUAUAUCUUCCCUCUUGGCCCAAGAUACUAACCAGCCCACAGUGUGACCUCCACAUGCCAAAUAAAGACGGUUAUGAAACAUGCCGUGAGAUCCGACAAUGGGAAGCGAAGGAAAACUUGCCACGUAUGCCAAUCAUUGCUCUCUCCGCGAAUGUCAUGGCGGAUGUGAUGGAGAAGUGCGUGGCGGCCGGCUUCAACGAUUAUGUUACGAAACCAGUCGAUUUCAAGGCUUUGAGUGCAACCAUGGGUGACCUCCUCGAAACGAGUGAAUAAUCCUUGGGUUGAGGACUCUGAUGGUUGAUUAUUAUCAAGCUUGCCUGGCGUCGCGGAUAUUUGCUGCUUGGGGAGCUCUCUAAUGUGUCUAUUUGAUUCGUGGACAACUUCGUUUCGACUCUUGCUGUAGUAAUGGGUGGUUGAGGCGUGAUGAGGGGUUUGCUUGGAUGGCUGUGGAAAUGGAUGCGAUUGAUCUAAUUCCCUCUCUGUCUAUCUUCCCUUUCUCCAUCCAUCUUUGAGAUCUAAGUAGAUGGAUUGGGGAUUGGCGAGGAUCAUUGGCGCGUUUGUAUAUCCUUUCGGCAUCUCCUUGUUCUACUUGGCGAUGGAUCUUUGGCCUUGCUUUUGCGGUCCGCACAAUGGAAAUGAGAUAUGAUGAUGGACUUUUCAUAUUAUUGAGCGCGCGUUUGGGAUUUUUUGUUUUGUUGGUUGGUUGGUAUCUUUGGGGGAAUGAAGAAGAAACCUUUUGAUGCUAGCUAGGCUGGCUUGGAAUGCUUGUUUUUUUGUCGUUGCUGUUGCAUAGGUAGCGAGGGUAGGAUUUUAGGUAGCCUUUUUCUUCUUUUUUCUCUACUUUGUUGUUUGCUUGCUUGCGACAUUUUUCAUCGUCUGGGCGUUUUUAUGGCGUUGGGACAUACCUCUUGCUUAUGCUUUGUUUUGUCUUUUUGGCUUGCUAUGGUGGGAUGGGAGGGAGGUGGUGGGAGUGCGGAGUGUGUUGGAGUGUUUACUUUGUCAUCGGCGGGGCAUUUGGGGGUGCUGUGUGUAUGUUAAAAGUUGUGGAAGAGGAGAGAGGGCAGUGGACAGAGGAUGAAUGAAUGAAUGAAUAGAUGGGGUGUGGUAAUGGGAGAUGG
This is a messenger RNA of Hymenoscyphus albidus, 7516 nucleotides long. NCBI's taxonomy places the organism in Eukaryota, Fungi, Ascomycota, Leotiomycetes, Helotiales, Helotiaceae. The record is from the annotation of a GenBank genome assembly.